Molecule: messenger RNA, 3435 nt
Organism: Parnassius mnemosyne (clouded apollo)
Lineage: Eukaryota; Metazoa; Arthropoda; Insecta; Lepidoptera; Papilionidae
Source: the annotation of a GenBank genome assembly
AGUCAGCUCCCGGCGGCCGUGAGAGACGCACGUUCCGUCACUGUAGUGACUCGAUUCCACGAUCUCAGUGAUGCUGUUAUGUUUGCCACCUGAAAACGAUUGAGUGCUAAUCAGUCUUGUCUUACGAAGUUCGAAAAAAACGGAGUCUCUAAAAUGCCGUCCGAAAUCCGACGGAAAUGUUUCGUUUUCCUGCGAGAAAACCUUCUUACCCUACUCACCAUUAUCGGCGUGGUUGCCGGCACAAUACUAGGAUGGGGGCUGAGAGCGUCAGGCCAUGAGUGGACAAAGAGAGAGGUUAUGUACUUCCAAUAUCCUGGAGAACUGUUCUUACGGAUGCUUAAAUGUCUUAUCGUUCCACUUCUGGUAUCUUCUAUAGUGUCAGCCAUCGGGUCUUUGGAUCUUAGUCUGUCUGGCAAAGUCGGUCUCCGUGCAAUUAUUUAUUAUAUGACAACGACAGUAUGCGCCGUGAUGCUGGGAAUCGCUCUCGUUACCACCAUUAAGCCGGGCAAUGACCCUGAAGCGUACAGCCAGCCUAAUGUCACUAAAGUAAUCAAAAGGGAUACGCUGACCCCGGAUACCCUGUUGGAUUUAAUAAGGAAUGUGUUUCCAGAGAAUAUUGCCCAGGCUACAAUCGCAUCUUACCGAACUAGAUUGGUCUACGACGUGAACGAUACCGAUAUGAUUAAAGGUCAGCUAGAGACUUACAAGAUCGACGGAGAUUACCAGAAUGGAAGUAAUGUGCUGGGAUUGGUGUGCUUUAGCAUAGUUCUCGGUAUCACACUUGGAAAAAUGGGUGAUAAAAGUCGCCCGCUACAAGAUUUCUUUCACACUUUUUCAGAAGCUAUGAUGAUCAUUACAGGAUGGGUGAUAUGGUUAUCUCCACUUGGUGUGUUCUUCUUAGUGACAGCUAAGAUUAUGGAAAUAGAUUCGUUUGCUGACUUAGUCGGUCGAUUGGGUCUAUACUUUAUGACUGUACUCCUCGGUCUCUUCUUGCAUGGAUUCGGAACGCUCAGCAUCCUUUUCAUAUUGGCCACGAAGAAAUUACCCUGCCGUUACAUCGCUAAGAUGGGUCAAGUCAUGGCCACUGCUUUCGGGACUGCUUCCAGUUCAGCAACAAUGCCCAUAACAAUAGGGUGUUGUGAUGACAUGGGCUUAGACCCUCGCAUCACUCGUUUUGUUAUACCCAUCGGCGCGACAAUCAACAUGGACGGCACAGCACUUUACGAAGCUGUGGCGGCCAUUUUUAUUGCUCAGUUGAGGAAGGUUGAAAUGUCAUUUGGAAAGAUUAUUGCAGUGAGUGUGACGGCGACGGCAGCUAGCAUAGGCGCGGCAGGCAUUCCACAAGCAGGCUUGGUUACAAUGGUGAUGGUGCUCGACACCGUCAACCUGCCCGCCGAGGACGUCUCCAUCAUCCUUGCGGUCGACUGGCUGCUCGAUCGAUUCCGCACGACGAUCAAUGUCGUCUGCGAUGCAUUGGGGGCCAUUAUAGUAACCUCAUUAUCGCAAGGCGAUAUUGAGAAAUCACGCGUUGCUCAUGAAAAUGAUAAAGAACUAGCUCCAGCGCAUGAACUCACCGAAAUUGAAAAGGGCGAACAUUGAAUGUAUUACGACGUCCAACAUAUUAUCGGAUGCGAGCCGCACUGUGUUCAUAUGACGCGCUAAGUAUAAACGUUAUUUUUCACAGGACAGUGAUUCUUAUUUUAAAAUUCAUGGGAAAAAUCACAAUUUAUAUCACACUGUCAAUCAGCCAUAUUUACGUUAUGAGGUGAUUUAAAACUUGUUUCAACAGAUUGAUUAAUUAAAUUACUAUGUGUUUUUGGAUAAACUUUAGUAAAUAUGUAUUUUAUUAAUACAUCAAUUGCAGCCUGGAAUUAUUAAAAAAAAAAACUUUAUUAGUUUUAUAACAGUUUUGGUUACCGAUAUUUAUAGUUCAUUUUAGUAUAAAUGUCAAGUAGUCAGUUUUAAUGUAUGUAGGAUAUUUAAUUAUUCAUAUUUGAUUGAUGGUAGGUGGUUAGUGCAAGGUUAUAACGUGUUGUGAAUGUGCAAUUUUACAUUACACAAAAUAUUAUACGUUAAUUACAAGGACGAUUUUAAAAGUACUUAAAAGCUAUUUCACGAUUUCUCAAAACUUACAUUUUAUUUGUAAUUUUCAUUUAAUGAAAAUAUUUUGAGAUAUCGUGGAACGGAUUUUGAGGCAAACUACACGCCACAUAAUUUAAUGCGUUUGUUACGAAUUGAAAAAUGAUUGAGAAGUGCGAAUUUAAAUACCAUAUUACAUUAAUGUAGAAAAAGUUAUUUUAUAGUUCCGUGUUUCGAACUAAAUGUAUUUAAGUUGUACAUUCCGAGAUAUUAGUUGGAAUUUUUAAAAAAAAUAGUAGUUAUUUCAAAAUGUUUUCUAAUAUAAACAUUUUGUCUAUAAUAUGUACUCUAUAUAUACAUUAUACAUCAGGAUAAAGCGAAUUUAGAAUGUUUUAGGAAAUUUUGAUAGCUGAAAACUCCCCUUCUAUUUUUGUAUGAAUGUAUCUACAUAUAGAUUUAUAUUGUAUGUAUAUCAAUGAUAGUAAAUGUGCCAUAUUGUAAGUAAACUUAUAUGUGUAAUUACAUAGUUUACGUAAAUUGUAUAAUCUCCAAUCAAUACGUCUGUUUGCAUUCCAAUUCAAAUUAUUUAAUAUCGAUUGAACACAGAGUGUUCCGAUUUAAUUAUUUUGCUAAUGUUAGUAAUUAUCUGAAAUAUAAUUGCGUGAUGUGUAGUACAUGAUAUUAUCUGUUUUGCAUAUUUUUACUUCCGUACAUCUAUAUACCUACAAUUAUUUUUAGUAUAACCGCCAUUGCUUUUAUUAUGAAAUGUAAUAAAGUUAUAACUCUUUAUUUGUUGUUUGAUAUUUAAUUAUUAAUAAAUUAAAAUAAUUUAUAUUACGCGAAACGAGAUUCGUUUAUACGAAUAAUGUCAUUCAACUUCUAUAAUAAAUAGACUCUUAUAGUUAUUUUUAUCCAUGAGGUUUUAAUUAGCAAUAUUUUUUUUUAAUUUAUAGCCAUUUAUCGAUAUUAUAUUUUAAGUAGAAUAGUUGAUAGUAGUAGUAAUAAAAGUGUUAACUGUAUAGUUAUGUGAAAAAUAGGUUUCAUUUUAGAAGAAUGCAAGACCUUAUUUUUCGUCUUUAAAGCUAAAUGUUGUAGUAUAACUACAAUAUUGACAUAUUAAAAUAAUAUUUAUUAUUUUUUGCAACUGUGGUAAUUAACUGAUUUUGAAAUAUGACAUAAUUUAUUUAGAAUAUUAUAUUGUUAUCACUUUAUUUGGACAACGUUUCCAUUUGUUUUUAAGAGUACAAACUAUCUUAUUUAUUGAUCGUAAAUGUGUUAAUCUUCAAAAUGUCACUUUUACUUCUCUAUGGCCAUAGUUGAAUGUUAAUUAUUUUAAUAAAUAAUUAUUAUAUUGUG